AUGGCAUGUUCGAAAAUAUUUUCAGGAGAUUUACCUGAAUUAAUAUACGAAAUUGUUCGAUAUUUUCGGAAUGAUUAUAAAAUGUUAUAUUCGUGUAUUUUGGUUAAUAGAUUAUGGUGUCGUUUAACAAUUCCAUUAUUGUGGGAAGAUCCAUUUUCAAUCGCUGUAGAAGAUUGUAAUUAUUAUUACUUAACUGAAAGUUAUGAACUUAAAAAUUAUGAUUUUAUCGGAACUUAUUUAUAUAAUUUAAAUGACGAAGAUAAAACAAAAUUAAAUGAAUAUGGAAUUGAUAAUAGCGUAUUUCCUUUAAAUACAUUAUUUAAUUAUCCUAGUUUUAUUAAAUGUUUAAAUACACAAAAUCUUAGUUUUUCUAUUGAAGAAUGGAUUAAUAUUGUUGGUACCAUAACAAAUGAUGAAAGAUCUCCUAUUUCACCUAAUGAAAAUCCACUUUCAAAUCCAAUUUUUGAUCAAAAUAAUAUUUUUUUAUCAAGAUUUAUUUUAUUAUCAUUAAUUAAAAUAUUUAUUGAAAAUGAAGUUAAUUUAUAUACUUUUGAACUUGAAAUUACAAGUACUUUAAAUUCUGAUAAAGAAUAUUUUAAUUCAAUUUUUAAAUUAAUUUUACAAAAUCCGAAUUUAAUUUGUAAUAUUAAAAAUUUAAAACUUUAUUUUAAUGAAACAAUUACAAAUGUAGCAUUUUUAAAAUGUUUAUAUUAUAAUUGUAAUUCAAUUUCUUCACUUUAUUUUCGAUUUAAUGAUAAUAAUAAUAAUAUUAAUAAUGAAUCUAUUACUGAAAGUUUAUCAAAAAUUAUUAAUUCACAACAAAAUAUCAAAAAAAUUUUAUUUGAAGAUAAUGAUUAUCCUUUAAUUAUUUUAAAAAAUUCUAAUUGUUCAAAUACUUUAAAAACUAUUAUAUUUUAUAAUAUAAAUUUUAAAAAUGUUUUUAUUAUAAAAGAAGUAUUUGAACAAUUAAACGUUUUAGAAUCUGUUCAUAUUAUUCAUUGCCUUUCUUUAAAUACCAAUAUUAUUAAACAAAUUAUUAGUAUUAAUGGACCUUUUAAAUUAAAAUCCUUAUUUUUGAAUGAAAAUGUUGUAUUAAAUAUAGAUUCUAUGAAAUUAUUAUUACAAAAAUCUGGUAAUUAUUUAAAAAAUAUUGGAUUUGAAUUAUUAAUAAGUAAUGAAUUAAAAGAACAAUUACUUAGAUUAAUUAUAGAAUAUUGUGCGUAUAUUAAAUUUUUUAAAUUACAUGGGUACGAUAAUCAAAACAUUUAUUCAACUUUUGGUUUAAUUGAAAAUCUUGGACAAAAUCUUAAUUAUCUUUCUAUUAAUUUUUGUAAAUUUCUUAUUUACGAUUAUGAUUACUUAAAUGAUGAUAGUGAACUUAGUUCAAUAGUAUUAACAAAUUUAGGUCAAGUACUUCCUUUUAAUUUAGAAUAUUUGAAUUUAUCUCUCAAGAUUAAUCCAAAUGAUUUAGUAACAUUUUUUAAAAAUUCUCGUAAUACUUUUAUUAAGAAAUUAUUGAUUAGAAAUAAAAUGUUAGAUGAUAGUGAAGAUAUUUUACCAAUUAUAAAGGAACAUUUAAUGAAAGAAAAAAGGAUUAAUUAUUUAGCUAUUGAAGAAGUUUUUCUUGAUAAAAGGGAAGAAUUGUUUUCUUUAAAAGAUGAAGUUAAAGAAUUUGAAUUAUAUAAUAUUAAAGUUCUAUGCUAUGAUGAUUUAGAUAUACAAGUUUAUGAAUUUGUAAAAGAAAUGGAUUAA
Molecule: messenger RNA, 1752 nt
Organism: Rhizophagus irregularis DAOM 181602=DAOM 197198
Lineage: Eukaryota; Fungi; Glomeromycota; Glomeromycetes; Glomerales; Glomeraceae
Source: RefSeq, a predicted model, not a curated record